Didymosphaeria variabile is the source of this 3093-nucleotide messenger RNA. RefSeq names its product Factor arrest protein 11 (gene FAR11). The coding region runs from base 1 to 3093 and encodes 1030 amino acids. The transcript has 4 exons. Gene Ontology annotation, biological process: cytoskeleton organization. Gene Ontology annotation, cellular component: cytosol. The record is from RefSeq and is a predicted model, not a curated record. NCBI's taxonomy places the organism in Eukaryota, Fungi, Ascomycota, Dothideomycetes, Pleosporales, Didymosphaeriaceae.
AUGAACAGCAACGACCCUCCCGAGGAGCAGCUCGUGCCUCCAGUUGUCGACGGAGCCGAGUUUUCGGAAUCGUCUGGUUCCCAGUCUCCAAUUAUCGAGGCUGAACCCGUCGAAGACCUGAACCUUCCUCUCGAUACGGCCGAGCAGCAAGGGUUACUGUUCGACGCCAGCGUAAACCCGCCAGCUCUGCCCGAUGGACCCAGCGUACCACUGCCCGCCCGCCCAGCUCUUCGACGAGAUAAUUCGGUGCCCUUGCCCGUGCCCGCGCCUCUGCACCUCCCACCUCCGGCAGCGCCUCCUGCCCCGCCUCCAGAUGCGACACAGCAGACCGACUCGUUAUCGCUCAUGCAGCUUCAGAGUUUAGUGAGCGAAUUACCUAGAGAGAAUCCUGCGCCAUAUGCUUUCGCAUACGAAGAUGCGUCAUCUUUCGAAGACGAGCUUGAAGAGUGGUUCUCAUACAGUGUGGAAGAGCAGGCGAUGCUGUUGAAAGCGCAGACAUCUUUUGCGCAGGAGUGGGGCACUUUCAAUGGGCUGAACAGCACACCAUACGAAGAAGGAGGACUAGACUGGGUGAAGGCUACGGGGCAGCAGCAGAGCGAGUUCGUACAGUAUCUGUUGGGUGCUAUCAGACGAUUCGACCCCGUACCAAGGCUUAAGAAGCUUGAGGCGUUGGUGUACAUUCUGCUUGGAUGCUGGCAUGAGAGUGCUGGCCUUGGUGCGACCGACUCCGAGGAGGACGAAAACGCGUCGCAAGCCUCGCUCCCCAGAGACGGGCAUGCUCCCGGCACUUACGACAAGUCAGCACAGCAUGUUCAGUUGAUUCUAAAGAAUGUGCGACUGCUGGUGGACCUAGACGGGUUGGAAGUGCUUAUCCAGCAGCUUCGCUCCGCGUAUUCACAAGCUUGUGGCAUGGAGACAGAGGCCAACGGCCCGCGCGAUAAUAAAGACUCUGAACGCCGAGAGCUAUGGUGUAGCAUGACAGCUGUGUAUGUUGUCUUGGAGGCUGCUCGUGUGGAAGAGAAAGAGAAGAACGACAUUACGAUUAGAAGCGCUCUUCUAGCGCUUGAAGAGCCUGGGCUUUUGAUGCUGCUUGUGGACAUCAUUUCGAAGCUGCGAUGGGAUGACACUAUCGGCCUGCCGCUACCCAAGAUUUGCUUGCUUCUAUGGAAGACCGUUUUAGUGUCUUUCGGAGGGCUUGAGGAGGUGGAGAAGGCCAAAGACAGCUUCAAAGACAAAAACCUAGAAUCUGCAGAUGCAAAGGGUCAGCCCCUCAUUACAGCAUCGCCGUUAGACUAUCAUCUGUUUCGCCAGGAGAUACUCUCCAAAUAUCCUGCCUACAACCCUCCACCCCCUAUUUUCCCACUGGAACCUGAGAAUAAUUCGAUCCUGCCACCUCUGAAAAACCACCCCAACAAAGUUGCCGGAAACCAUAUAUUUGGGUCGGGUUUAGGAGAUAUGAGUGGUAACAAUGCAUCUAUCAUGCAUCAGCCUGUCCACAUCGCAACUCCAGCCCCCUCGCCUCCGCCGUCACCAGCUGGCCCCGGUGGAAAGGGAAGGAAGAAGCAAAACUAUCAGACGAACCAAAUGUUCCCAUUCCUCUACCCACCGCUAGAUGAAACAAGCAACAAACUCGGUGGCAAAGGCUCGACUGACUUGCAAGAUCUGCUUGUAGGGCGCAAAUGGGAGGGUUCCGACGUCCCCGCAUCGAUAUUAGAGGCUGCCGAUCUUUUCGCGAAGCGUAUGCGGGCCACUCGAGCUAUGAAACAACUUUGGGAAGAACGUGUGCACUUCAUGAAGUACGAGCGAGGCUGGUUAGGUGCGGACGAAAACGCCGACAUCGAGGCACUUUCCUUGGAGCCAAAGCAGGGCUGCCCCAAGAAGGAGCCUUCGCCACCAGGAAGCAUAGAAGAGCGCUUAGAUUUGGUAGAGGAAUUUUACCGAAGAGCUUUGCCCAGUCUUCAGUCUGUGGUUAUAGUGCUCAUUAAAGCAAUAUUGUCGCACGUCACAGCUCUUGUAACCCAAGCAAAUGGGGCCAAUGGACUUCAGAGUGGAUUUCAGUAUCAAGACAAUCAAAAUGGGAGACCCGAGACCAAUGGUCACAACAGCACUGUGGCUACGAACGAAGAACUGGACGCAAUGCGUACGCAGGAGGUGCUUGAUAAAGCGGUCUCAGGUACUCUGAUGCUGAUUCUCAAGUGGUUCAAGAUUUCUCAUAUCCUGAAGUUCGAAUACAUAACCCAGCUCCUGGUGGACUCGAGCUAUGUUCCACUUAUACUCAAACUUCUGCAACUCCAAGAAAUCGAAAAGGUUGUUAACUUUAAAUGCGAGCAGGAAGAGCUGAACUUCUUCUAUUUCUGCCGGUCCCAUUCCAGGUUAGGUGUCGAGCAAGAACAGCCAGAAGAAAAGCCCGAAGUCGACUCUGACUCCGAUGACGCCGUACCACCUCCAAUCCGGAUGCGUCGCGACGACCCCGAAGGCGCAGAAUCCGAAGCGGAACCUCCGUCGCCGCCCCCGGCCGUUCUUCAGGCGCCAGAAGUUGACGAGCUCGGCUUCCCGACAAGCGAGCUCCCCAAGGAGCCCAUCACAACCUUUUCCUGGCGCGCCUUCUUCACAUCCAUCAACUACCUGCGCAUCAUGCAGAAAAUUUGCAAAAACAAAGCGCACCGCAACCUCAUGCUUGUCUCGUACAAAUCCUCGCAGUUCCUGAGAAAAAGCCUCAAGGUCCCACAGCCGCAGCUGCGCCUGUAUACGCUCAAGCUGUUCAAGAAUCAGGUCCCCUACUGCGGUCGGAAAUGGCGCCAGUCCAAUAUGCGCGUCAUUACGGCGGUGUAUCUUCACUGCAGGCCGGAACUGAGAGAUGACUGGCUAGCGGGUAGUGAUGUAGAUGCAGAGGUUGACGAGAGCGUGCCGUUGGAGCAGGCGCUGAGGGCGCUGACGCAUUGGCAUAAUCUGAAGAGGUAUCCUGAGGGGAUGGGCGCACGGAGCGGCGUGCUUGAGGAUGAGCAGGAUUUCUUCAGGCGAGAAUUGGAGAAGAUGGAUUGGGGGGAUGAGCACGAUCCGGAUAUGGAGCCCGUUUCUGUGGAGGGGUGGUAG